Messenger RNA from Suricata suricatta (meerkat), 2963 nucleotides. It is a transcript of the gene MICALCL, whose product is annotated as MICAL C-terminal like. The transcript has 12 exons. Bases 260 to 2677 code for a protein of 805 amino acids. The record is from RefSeq and is a predicted model, not a curated record. NCBI's taxonomy places the organism in Eukaryota, Metazoa, Chordata, Mammalia, Carnivora, Herpestidae.
UUUUACUGCUCCGGGGCCAGCUGUUACCGAUCGAGCGUCUCCUCCCCGCUGGACAUGGGCCCAAGCGCUGCGUGUGCUGCACCUCCUUAGCGCUUCACCUCCUCGUGGCCACCUUGAAGAUGAGCCAACCUCCCCCAAGAAGCCCAAGAGUGUCCUGGAGCCAGAGCCCAGUGAUGUGGAAGGUGGAGCCAUCUCUCUCCUGCCUUCUGAGUGGACCUCAGUGAGGAUCAGCCCUGGGGAGGAUGCAGUUGGACAGGACAUGAUGGCGGUGUGUGUCCUGGUCAACAGUGAUGACAGCAGUUCUGAGGCAGAGUCAGACUACAGCGGCAGCGAGGCCUCCAGUGCAGAGCCCUGUGAGGAAAGAGCCCUGCGGCCAGAGCCCCCACCCCUCCCGGAGCCCUUCACCAGGCACAGCUCCCUGAGGGAGGCCCCGACCAGAGAAGUCUCUCCACAGUGCCCUGAGGAGCCCCAAGCUGUACAUGCUCUGCUCCGGGCCAAUAGCUUCCAGUCUGUAACUCCCAACAAAUACCAGAGCUGGAGAAGAAAAUUCCAGUCCAGUUCGAUGCCAGUGAACAACAAAAGAACUAUGUCACCUUCAGAGGCACCUGCUUCUCUUUCUUCUUCAUCAUUGUCUUCUCCUUCAUCUUCCCCGCCAUCUUUGUCUUCAGGCAGUGUCCCAGGGAAUGCUCUGGAUGGCUUCUCCCCAUCUCAGGUGGUAGCUUACAACCGGCCCUCGCAGGUCUCAAGAGGUCACUUCAGCCCUUCUACCCCAAUCUUUCUGAGGCGUGCCAGAGCCCAGGGAGCAUCCAAGGACAUGCGCCUGUGUCUGCCUCACGACCAAGUGCUGGAGCAGGUGGAGUACCCUGUGGUGAGGCCCCAGCUGCCCAGCCCUGCAGAAAUGGCUUCUGAUGGGUGUCAGGAAAUAGAGGCCCUCCUUGGGGGUGCCAGAAGCUUCCAUGGAGGCUUACACCACACUGGAGGGAAGGCCAGGUGCUUAGCAGACCAAGAGCUACCUCCCAGGGCUGGAGAGGACCCAGGAGGAAGGAACACUGGCCCCAGAAGGAGAGAGGAGGGUGGGUCAGAGCUGGCAGAGGGGAAGAGGCUGAACUUGAAGAAGUUAGUCCUCACCCCCGAGCAGAAGACAAAGCUGUUGGACUGGAAUGAUGCCCUCCCUGAGAGUGUGAGCCUGGAAGCCGGGGCACAACCUGCCCAGAAAGGUGCUGACGGUGGUCGAGGAGACCGUGUACUGAAACCAAUCAGCCCCUUGCUGCUCCCCCAGACAGCACGAAAGACCCCACCAGCCCAGGGAAAGGCUCAGGAGAAGAUGGGGACCCCAUCUGAACGGGCUCCAGGGGAGCAAAGCAUCCCUCCACCCAAGUCUCCACUUCGGCUCAUAGCAAAUGCCAUCAGAAGGUCCCUGGAGCCCCUCCUCUCCAACUCCACCAAGCCAGAGUCAAAGCCCUUGCCCACCAGCCAGACGCAUGCCUGCACUCGCUCGUUCAGCCUUCGCAAAGCCAGCUCCAGUAAAGACGGCAGCCAGCAGUCCCCAGGGAGAGACAUGGCACACAGGACCUCAGCCUUCUUUUCCCGGGGCUCCUCACCCUCCAGGGCUGCCCAGCCUUCACAGCCUAGCCUUCCUGACCCUGCCUUCCGCACCCACAGUUUGCCCAACCGGCCAUCCAAGAUGUUUCCUGCACUCAUGUCCGAAUCCUGCCACAAGAUGGAAGAUGUCCCCACACUCCUUGAGAAAGUGAGUUUGCAAGAGACCUUCCCAGAUGCUUCUAGGGGUCCAAAGAGAAGGAUCUCGCUCUUCUCCUCGCUCAGACUCAAAGACAAAUCUUUUGAGAAUUUCCUCCAAGAAUCCAAACAAAGAAAGGACCUCCAGAACCUCUUUAGCAUCUGCAGGGGCAAAGGGGAGCCCGUGGACAGUGCCCAGCCCCUGGAGAAGCUGGCACUGCCUUUCAGUAACACCUGCCUGGAGCAGAGGGUCCUUCCUCCUUCUCCAGACAAAGAUGCAAGUCCCAAACACGUCCCUAUCCGAGUGCAGAUGACAGGGGUCUCCUCUUCUACCUCUUCCACCAGCUCCUCCUCUGGAGAUGAAGAUUUUCAUCCCCAGCCUUCACUGCAGCCAAAGGAGAGGAAGACACUGAGAAGAAGGAAGCUGAAGAAUGCAAUAAAACAAUUAGUUAAGCAGGAAGAAUUGAAAAGACUUCAUAAAGCUCAGGCCAUCCAGAGGCAGCUGGAGGAGGUGGAGGAGCAGCAGAGGGCUUCCGAGAUCCAAGGCGUGAGGCUGGAGAAGGCGCUGCGAGGGGAAGCAGAUUCAGGCACACAGGAUGAAGCACAGCUUUUGCAGGAAUGGUUUAAGCUGGUUCUGGAGAAGAAUAAAUUAAUGCGAUAUGAGUCGGAGCUACUGAUCAUGGCCCAAGAAUUAGAAUUGGAAGAUCAUCAAAGCAGACUGGAACAGAAAUUAAGAGAAAAAAUGCUCAAGGAGGAGAGCCAGAAAGAUGAGAAUGAUCUGAACGAGGAGCAAGAAAUACUCAGAGAGAUGAUGCAAGUAAUUGAACAAAGGGACAGACUCGUGGACUCCUUAGAGGAGCAGCGCAUCAAAGAAAAGGCCGAAGACCAGCACUUUGAAAGCUUCCUAUUCUCCAGGAGCUGUGGGCUGAGCAGGACGUGAGCAGCCCAAGGCACUCCCCCUGGAUGCUGGCUGCAGGGCAGGCCAGGCACACUUCCCUCCCUUCGCAGGAUUUGCCAUACGUGGAACUUAAGUGACACCCUAUUGCGAUUUCUUCUUAAAAUUCUUCCAUAUGGAAUACAGCUGCCCGAGACCCUUCCAGAGAUUAUAAUGAAAACUACACAAAGAUGGUUUGGGAAUUGGCAGUCACUUUGGUAGGUCUCACAUUGGAGGUGACCUUGGCAGAUGACCAGCAUUGUUUUCCCUGGAAAGUGACACAGGGAUCGAC